Messenger RNA from Micropterus salmoides (largemouth bass), 2340 nucleotides. RefSeq names its product PR domain containing 14 (gene prdm14). The record is from RefSeq and is a predicted model, not a curated record. Gene Ontology annotation, biological process: regulation of transcription by RNA polymerase II. Lineage: Eukaryota; Metazoa; Chordata; Actinopteri; Centrarchiformes; Centrarchidae. The transcript is spliced from 8 exons. The coding region runs from base 1 to 1788 and encodes 595 amino acids. Gene Ontology annotation, cellular component: nucleus. Gene Ontology annotation, molecular function: RNA polymerase II transcription regulatory region sequence-specific DNA binding; protein binding.
AUGUCGGUGUCCCUGUCCAGCAUCCCUGUAGUGCUGAAGGACAAGAGCUACCAUGGCGGCAUGCUGAAGGGCAGUCCCGCUCGCGGCUUCUACCCUGCCCCUCUCCCCGGCCCCCACCACUACUUGGACUUCUUCCCGCGGACUCAUAGCCUCCUCCACCCGCUCAAGUCUCUCGGUCGCCUGGUGUCCGACACUCAGGCGCCCCUGCAGCUCAGCCUGCAAGGCGGAGCCCCUCCGUUCCUCGGCCAGGGCAGCCACCACGCCUCGGUCCUGCACGAACACAUGUUGAACGCCUCCGGCAUCCCCUACCUGAGCCAGAUGUUGCCCGGACACCCGCUGUACUCCAAACCGGAGGAGCUGGCCGCUGUGGUGACCGAGCACGCCGCUGGCCCGCUUUCCUCGGACUUCAGCAGCCCGUCCAGUGAAAGGUCCUCUUCUUCCGCCACCUCACCGCCCAAGGAGAGUUUGUUUCGCCUCCGGGGCGCAGACCUGUCGCCAGAAAAAACGCUCACGUCUUAUAAUUUUAGCGAGGACGACUUGUUCAUGGUUCUUUACGGUUACUCCAGCGGCCAGGAGCGAAACAUGGGUCAUGCUAUAUCAGGACUGGCCCUGCCGGAAAAGUCAGUUUUGGACUCUCACAUUCUCCCACUGGACAAAGAAACGCUUGAACUUCCAGAGGGGUUAACCAUCCUCCAGGCAGCUUGGGGAAACAUCUCGCACCAUGGGGUCUUCACAGACAAAAACAGCAUCCCUAAAGGGACGCGCUUCGGACCUUUCCAAGGAAAGCUGGUCAAUACAAGCGAGAUUAAAACCUACGACGACAACACCCUGAUGUGGGAGGUGUUUGAAAACGGCCGGUUGAGUCAUUUCGUGGACGGCAGGGGAGGCUCGGGAAACUGGAUGUCUUUAGUGAAGUGUGCUCGCUUCCCAGAUGAGCAGAACCUAAUUGCUGUACAGGUCCAGGGUCAGAUCUUCUAUGAGGCCUGCAAAGAGAUCCUGCCUGGACAGGAGCUGCUGGUGUGGUACGGAGACUGCUACAUGCAGUUCCUCGGCAUCCCCCUCACCCUGAAGGACUCCAGAGAGGACAGCAACGUGGUUCCCGCAGCUGAAGAUUCUGGUGAGGGUUUCAAGUGUGACAGAUGCGGGAAGGUGUUUGCAUACAAGUACUACCGAGACAAGCAUCUGAAGUACACGCGCUGCGUGGACCAGGGCGACAGGAAGUUCCCCUGUCACCUCUGCAACAGAUCUUUCGAGAAGAGAGACAGAUUAAGGAUCCACAUUUUGCACGUUCACGAAAAACACAGGCCUCACAAGUGCUCUGUAUGCGGGAAGAGUUUCUCGCAGUCGUCCAGUCUCAACAAACACAUGCGUGUGCACUCUGGAGAGCGGCCGUACAAGUGUGUCUACUGCAAUAAGGCCUUCACCGCCUCUAGUAUUCUGCGCACACAUAUCCGCCAGCACUCCGGAGAGCGGCCGUUCAAGUGCAAGCACUGCGGGAAGGCCUUCGCCUCCCACGCCGCCCACGACAGCCACGUCCGGCGGACCCACGCAAAGGACAAGCCCUAUUCCUGCAGCCUGUGCGGGGUUUCAUUUCAAGAGGAACAGGAGCUUCAAUACCACACGAAAAGUCAUAAAAAAGUCUUGGACAGCAAAAUUCCUCCGUCUGGAUUACAGGAGGACUCCGUGUUUCCAGCGAAGGACUAUCCUAAAAUACAGAAAAACGCCGGACAGAACCUCCCUUACACCGGGUUAACAGUUUUAAAUCCAGAAUAUCGGCCCUGGAACUAGUCUACACGAGCUAAACUGUAGGACUGGUUCUAACCGUGUGUGAUAUUUUAGAAGACGCAGAUAUCCCAGGAAGACUGAAUAUAUACAUGAACACUGUGGUAAUACCAUGAGAGAUAAAUAAAUAAGGCCUGUAAGGUAGGAUCUCGUGGUUUUUCUUUAUGUAAUUGCUGCUUAAGAAAAAAUAUAUGUUGUUCUGUAGCAGGCCUAUUUAAAUAGGCUCAUCCUAAUUUAAAUUGUUGGCAAAAUGUGUCUAAAUCUAUUUAUAAUAUGUUAAAAUAUGUUGUCGUUUUGUGGCUUAAAGGUUUCACUUCAAUGAUUUAAUGAACCCAAUGCGAUUCAAUUAUAGUAAUAACCACAGUUUAUUAUUAUUAUUAUUGUUGUUGUUGUUGUUGUUACGCUGGGUUUUCUUGCAUCGACUAAUGCUUGAAAAGCAAAGUAUUUGUAUCAUUGUAGAUUUGAGCCUAUUUGUGUACAAAAUCAACGUUAAACUCUCUCUUAAUUUAUAAUGUAUGAUAAUAUUUUUUACUGUAAUGUACUGCUGCAAAGGCAAUC